AUGAAUAGAAUAAAAAUUGUUUAAUUUUAAAUUUAUUUGAUAGAUGAUUAUUUCUCUUCAAACUAUACAUAUUAUAUGGGGAACUAAUAAACAAAAAAGUAUCUUCAAGAUAAAAAUAAAUAUUACGAAAUAAAUAGUUUUUUAAAAUCUAACUUAGAAGGACAUCUCAAUAUUGACUUAAUACUCAAUUUUAAGAAGAUCUAAGGAGAUGAUUUAUAAGAAUUAUGUAAAGGAUUAGAAAAGUGCAUUAACGUAAAAACUCUCAUGAUUAGCCUAUACAGUUGUAAUUUAUCAAAUUAAUAUUUGUCUUCAAUAGCAAAUUCUUUUACAAAUAUGGUUUAUCUCACACAUCUAAAGUUAAGAUUAGGAGUAAAUAAUAUCGGAUAAUAAGGAGUGGAGGAUUUAGGUAGAGUUUUGAUUAAAUUUUAAAAACUCUAAUCAGUUGAGCUCUACUUUUAUUCUAACAAAAUUAAUGAUGAGGGUGCUUAUUUGUUAAUGAAUCAGUUGGCUUAAUGCUAAAAUAUUUCAACUUUGAUAAUUGAGUUUACUAAUAACAAAAUAGGAGAUUAAGGAAUUUUAAAUAUUGGUUAGUAACUGAAAAGAUUUACCAAUCUUACAACUUUAAUGCUUUAUUUGAUUGAGAACUAGAUAGAAGAAGUGAGAAAAGAAUAUUUGGAAACUAUUUCAAUGAAAUUAAAAAAAUUAGUAUCGUUUUCAAUAGAAUUAAUAUCUUAUGAAUGA
Messenger RNA from Tetrahymena thermophila SB210, 741 nucleotides. RefSeq names its product kinase domain protein. The record is from RefSeq and is a predicted model, not a curated record. The transcript has 8 exons. Gene Ontology annotation, molecular function: GTPase activator activity; small GTPase binding. NCBI's taxonomy places the organism in Eukaryota, Ciliophora, Oligohymenophorea, Hymenostomatida, Tetrahymenidae. Gene Ontology annotation, biological process: nucleocytoplasmic transport; activation of GTPase activity. Gene Ontology annotation, cellular component: perinuclear region of cytoplasm; cytosol; nucleus.